Molecule: messenger RNA, 1575 nt
Organism: Suncus etruscus (white-toothed pygmy shrew)
Lineage: Eukaryota; Metazoa; Chordata; Mammalia; Eulipotyphla; Soricidae
Gene: ARMH1
Product: armadillo like helical domain containing 1
Exons: 11
Coding region: 178-1542 (454 amino acids)
Source: RefSeq, a predicted model, not a curated record
UAUGUUUUGAAGGUCACUAAGCCAUUUAGAAAGCAGAAACUCACCAUACCUCCCGUUGAUGACUAGAAAAACAAACCUCACAGCAUAACCAUCCUAAUAGGCUUUUCCUGAUCCUAACUAAAUACCUUGCUAAUCUCUUUUCUCUUCCUCUGUAGCCAACUUCAGGACUGGUUGAUCAUGACUUCUAUUAAAGAGCAGGCCGCAAUUAGUCGGCUCCUGAGCUUUUUACAGGAUUGGGACAAAGCUGACAAAGUUGCAAGGAGCCACAUCCUCAACAAGUUCAUUGAAACCAAUCAAGGCAAGACUGGCCCUGAACUGGAGCAGGAAUUUUCCCAGGGAGCCAGCUUGUUCCUGGUACGCCUGACCACCUGGCUCAGGCUCAACUACAUAACUGGCUUAUGUCUAGAUAAGCUUCUGCAGUCCAUUGGCAUCUUUCUAGCAGCUGUGAGCAGUUAUCGAUAUCUUAAAGAAUUUAUUGAGGUUGGAGGUGUCCUAACACUCUUGGAAAUACUUGGAGUGGAAUGUAUCAAGGAGGAGAGCAAGAAGGAAGCCAUCAAGCUCCUACAGAUCAUUGCAGACUCUGGCCGGAAGUACAAAGAGCUGAUCUGUGAAAGCUAUGGUGUUCGGUCUAUAGCAGAAUUUCUGGCAACGUCUAAGUCUGAAGCAACCCAGGAAGCAGUACAGGUUCUGUUGAAUUCUUUGAUUCAUGGUAACCCCAAGUACAAGAAUCAAGUCUACAAAGGCUUGAUAGCUCUGCUGCCCUGCGAGUCCCCAAAAGCUCAGCAGCUGUCCCUGCAGACUCUCAAGACUGCCCAGGCAAUCAUCGGAACCACGCACCCCAGAAUCGUGGAAUGCGUGCUGAUGGUGCUGCGUACCAUGCACCUGAAUGUCCAGUAUGAAGCCAUAGAGCUGAUCAAGGACCUGGCCAGUUAUGACGUGUCCUCCACACUGCUCCGAGGUCUUGUGGAGUUGCUGAUACCAAAUGUUCAAGAGACCCACAAACAGCAGUCCAAAAUCCUAAGCGAUCCCUCGAUUCUCCAGUCCACCUCCCAUCUUCCCAUAUUCUUGCAACAGGCAGCAGCCGCCAAGGCCAUCAGGGUCCUGGCGCAAUACAACAUAAGCCUGGCUGAGGAGCUGGUGCAGCUGGACGUAGUGCACAGCCUCAUGGUGGCCAUGGCCAACAGGGACCACAGCAACAGCCAGCGGCAAGCCAGCCUUGCCCUGGAGUACUUUGUGCAGGUGUUCCCGACGGUGGAGGAGCAAGUCCACCAGGCCAUGGGGGAGGAACUCUACCUGCUCUUUCGCAGCAACCCCGAGGAUUUGUACUCGAAAAUAGACAGCAUUCAGACGGACAUUCUGCUGGCCAACAAAGUCACCAAAGACCUGCACGUCUACAGCCUCCAGGACAGCCCUCAGGAGCAAGACCUUCCGGACUACUUACUGCACCUCGAUAUGGAGGACAAGCCCGAGGACGACGAUGAAGCCCAAUCACAGAGGCCAGGGAGCCCAGCUGCGUCGCAGGGAAGCGGGCAAGAGCACUGAGCUGAUCCCAGAGCACUCGCUGGGGCACCUCAC